Camelina sativa (false flax) is the source of this 3343-nucleotide messenger RNA. RefSeq lists its product as uncharacterized. NCBI's taxonomy places the organism in Eukaryota, Viridiplantae, Streptophyta, Magnoliopsida, Brassicales, Brassicaceae. The record is from RefSeq and is a predicted model, not a curated record.
ACGAAACGACUCUAUGCUCUUCAAUUGGUGAGACUGUAAAAACGUGGAGCAAAGGGUAAAACCCCAAUUCUAUUAUAUUCCAAGCUUUCUGAUGACGAAAGAACCUAAGAGGCGUGUAGGCUUGCAAUCACCUGUUGCCGGUAAUUCGCGGUCGACUAGAAGACCAGAAUGGGAGAAGGCGAAAGAUUCGCACUCAUCGGCCCACGGAAAGGCGACAUCGUGGAGAUCUGCCGGCGAGAAGGUUAAAACUUCCUGAGGAAGCCGAUUCAGCGUCGGCGGAUUCUGUUCAUUGGAAUCCUAAUCUCCCCUCUCGUCUAUUUGCGGUUGAUCGGAUACUCGAUGGUGCUCCGCUCAAUAUUCACUCAAAACCCGAGUAUUUGGGAGUCUUGGUUGAACUCCUAGAUGGAUCUAAGGCCUGGAACAUUAUUAGGGCCUUGCAAUUUGGUUUACUUUUCGGUAUUCCCGUCGGGAGAUGUUCGCACUCGGCUAAAUUGAUUCAUGGUAUGUUGUCUCGUCAGCUGGUGACUAGUAAAAAACAUGAAUUGUGGUUUGUUUAUGGAGGAUAUCCAUUACCUUCAGAGGCUCCAGUAGUAGAACACCACGAUCCUGCCUACUUGUCUGUAUGGAAUAGGAUUUUUGGAUUUAAGAAGAUUGUAAUGGUUCAAGAUGUAUUGGACAUGCUUAGGGCUGAUAUGUAUGCUGAACCCAAAAACCGCCUUUGUCAUUGGAAAAAGUUGAGCCUAGCUUUGAUUGUUUUAGUGGAUGUUGUCGUUGUAUGCAGCAACACCUUAAGUGGUUGUGUUUCUGGAGAAUAUGUCGCGAUGUUACAUGAUGUCGAUUUCUUCCUCUCAUACCCAUGGGGUCGGUUGUCUUUUAUUCACACAUUGUCUUGUUUUGGUCCUGUUCAUGGGAAGCACGAUCCAUUUGAUGAAGGUAAGAAAAGGUUAGCACAGCAAACAUCUUGCUGUUACGGGUUUCCACUGGCUUUCCAACUGCAAGUACUCAAUUCCAAUCCUGCGAUAUGUUGUCAGUUAAAGGACCCAUGUGAUUUAAGAAACUUCAUUCAGAGAUCUUCCGAUUAUGUAGCCAGCCCUAGUCUCCUUCGGGAGUCUGAUGUCAACGAAGCUGAAAAUGACCCCAAUUUGUCUGUUGGAUUUACUGUUUUCCCAGAGUUUGUAGUCAAUGAAACUGACCUCGCCUGGGAUGAGGAGGAGAGUGAUACUAAGGUGGACAACAUCCUGUCCAUGUUAUACCGUGGCCACAAGUUCACACCUUCUGAAUGGCCAGUUGGUGAUUUAAAUCAUGUUAAUAUGCCUCCUCGGGAUACAGAAGGGAGAGGGGAUGAUGUUGAGCCUGAUGACGAUUCUGAUUUCGUCGAUCUUACCGAGGAUCCACAUCCUAUGAAAAAGGUUAAAACUCGUAACCAUCCUAUCCAACUUAAACCGUGCACCAGAUCAGCCACCAAUGCCAAGGAAGCUGUCAAACCUGCUUCUAAAAGAAGUGAAGUUGUACACAGAGAGACCAAAAAUCCUCCUGCCUCUUCAGGUACUUCAGCCGAGUUAAAGCGGCAAUAUGGGAUGGAUCAGUUUGUAACCCAUCCUGAUUUGGCUGAAUUAAAGUCUUGGAUUACGUCACAGCUAGACGUACAACGCGAAAAUAUUGUAUAUGAUAUGCAGCAUCUUUUGGCACAAUCUCGUGAAACCAUGGGUACUCGAGUGGUGGGGAAUGAGUCGGUUAAAUCUACUACACCAAAACGACAACCUGAAGAUGCCCCUGCAGUUCAACCUUGCCAUAGUGGUAGUCCCCCAAAAUUCCACAAAUUCGAUAAACCCGACGGUUGUUCUCCUGCCCAGACUGUUGCCCCAUCCACUGUUGACGAGAGGUGGUGUUUUUAUGGGACUGCUAAAGACAUCAGUGAUGAAAUUCCUCAUGACACCAACCAGGGAGAUGGAUUUGGCUGCGACAAUCAGAAGCCAUUUGAAUCAUCUUUUGACUGUAGUACUGAUCAUACGGGUGUACCAACAACAUCAGUGCCACCGCGAACUUCCCACUCUCCGGUUAUUGAUCAGGUAUCAGCCCCUAUUCCAGAUGAAAAUCAGGAUCUUGAAGAUUGUAGUGAUUUUGUGGAUGUAGUUGUUCCGGACAGCAUGGAUGCUUCCCCUGUGUUAACUCCUUCUACACCAGCCACACCUGUUCAGCCUGUCAAUGAACCAGACAAUCCUGGAAGUAGCGAGUAUGUCCCAAAAUACCGCGACCUCUCUGCGAUCGUUGCCGUUGGGCCAACUUACUUUGUUCAUGAAACAACUAAACCUUGUCUACCUUUACCACCAAAACGGAUUCCUAGACGUUCUUACCUGCUUGAUGACAAAGAUUUUGUUGGGGACCCUUGGAUCUGAGCUCUUUUUAAAAGCCGUAAGAAAAAACCAUCAUACUCUCCAUUCCCCCAGGUGGAUGAAUCUGAGUUCCAGAAAUGGAAGGUUGUACUUGAUGAGAAUACAGAUCAGUACUACACCGUAUGCACUGGGCACAAACUCUCAAAACGACAUUUUUUAGACAUUGCAACGAAAGAAAAAUGGAUCACAACAGAGGUCAUUACUUCAACGCUUAUGAGGCGUAGGGGAUCAGCUUUUGCAGCCAAAAGGGUAGCCUUUCUCGACCCCUGGUUUGUUAACUUACUUGUUACACAUCAUGAAGAUUUUACCAAGAGUGAUAGAGAAGGACAAUUUCAACUGGGGGCAAAAGUAUCGAGGCUUAUGUCCAAGGGAAGUCGACGGGCAAAAUUAUGAAGUCUGCAUUCUUAAAAGAUGUUGAUGUUGUCUACGUCCCCAUGAACUGGGGUUCUACUCAUUGGGUCGGUUUGGUCAUCAACCUCAAGCUUCGUCAUAUUGAGAUCCUUGACCCCUUCAUUGAACCUUUCACCGAUGAUGUGGUAGCUUUUCAAAUGGCCCUGGUGGUUGAAAGUCUGCCUUGGCUUAUAAAAAGGUUCGUCAAGUCUGAAUUCUGUGGAAACCUGACUACUACUCCUUUCAAAUGGUCUCGUUCCCGUGGUUUAUACAACAACAAGGGAGAUGGUGACUGCGGUCCUGUAUCUGUUAAGUUUAUGGAAAUGCACACGUUUGGACUUGGAUUGUCUAAAAUGGCUGCCCUUUCUGACGAUGUUGUUGUAUGCAUUAGGAAGUCGCAUGCAAUUGACACUUUCAUGUCUUUUGUAGAUGGCGAAGAAGAAGUGUAAAAUUAGAGAUAAUCUUUCUGUUUCUCUUUCUGUUUCUUGAAUUAAACGUUGUUGUUUAUCGAACUAUAAAUCUUUUCUUACCUAUGAUUUGUAGACUUAAUAUUUAACUUA